Molecule: messenger RNA, 1674 nt
Organism: Glarea lozoyensis ATCC 20868
Lineage: Eukaryota; Fungi; Ascomycota; Leotiomycetes; Helotiales; Helotiaceae
Product: NAD(P)-binding Rossmann-fold containing protein
Exons: 1
Coding region: 1-1674 (557 amino acids)
Biological process (GO): L-serine biosynthetic process
Molecular function (GO): NAD binding; phosphoglycerate dehydrogenase activity
Source: RefSeq, a predicted model, not a curated record
AUGGCACCUUCAGCGACUUCUCCUCCAGAAAACGAUUCGAAUACAAGUCGUCCCAAAAUCCUCAUUCCAGAGAAAGUAUCUCCAGAUGGGCUAGCUAUCCUCUCACCUCACUUUGAUAUUGACCAACCGAAAGGUGUUUCCGCUGAGGAACUGAUCUCCAUCAUACCAAAAUAUCAUGGACUCAUCAUUCGGUCCGAGACGAAAGUCACAGCUGCAGUUCUCGCUGCCGCCAAAAAUCUCAAAGUUGUAGCAAGGGCUGGCGUUGGUGUUGAUAAUGUCGACGUUGCGUCAGCUACUACGCGUGGAAUCAUCGUUGUCAACAGUCCAAGUGGCAAUAUUGUAGCCGCUGCUGAACACACUAUUGCUCUGCUCAUGGCAGUUGCUCGCAAUGUCCCAGCCGGAGACCGAAGUCUACGCAAUGGCGGAUGGGAAAGAAGUAAACUAGUCGGCACAGAAGUAGGAGGCAAGACACUAGGAAUCAUUGGACUCGGGAAAGUAGGAUUCAAAGUCGCCAGAAUGGGAGUCGGGUUAGGCAUGAAAGUAAUAGCCAUGGACCCCUACGCCAACCCCGAUAUGGCAGCAUCCGCCUCCGUAACACUCGUCGCCGACCUCCCCUCCCUCCUCCCCAAAGUCGAUUUCCUCACUAUCCACACCCCUCUCAUAGCCAGCACACUCGAUCUCAUCAGCACCGCCGAACUAGCCACAAUGAAACCCACCGCCAAAGUCCUCAACGUCGCUCGCGGCGGUGUCUACAACGAAGCCGCUCUCCUCGCCGCUAUUGAAAAUGACACCAUCGCUGGCGCCGGCCUCGAUGUCUUCACCUCCGAACCACCAGCUCCCAAUUCCCCCGCUGAAGCACUCUGUCGUCAUCCUAGAGUCGUGGCAACCCCCCACCUCGGCGCCUCUACAAUCGAAGCCCAAGAAAACGUCUCCCUCGACGUCUGCGCGCAGGUUCUCACCAUCUUACAAGGCGGUCUUCCAACUUCAGCCGUAAACGCCCCGCUCAUUCUCCCUGAGGAAUACCGCAAAUUGCAGCCCUUCGUCAAAUUAGUCGAGAAAAUGGGAUCGUUGUAUACGCAACACUACUCAGGGAAGGGUUCGAAAGGAGCACUCACGGGUAAACACUUCGAUCUUAUUUACGAGGGCGAACUCGCUGCUAUCUCUAACACACGUCCCUUAUUCGCGGCGCUGGUUAAGGGUCUUAUGGGCGUGGUUAGCGAGAUGAAUGUUAAUAUCGUGAACGCGCAACUCGUUGCUAAAGAGAAGGGAAUCGUGGUUAGUGAGAUCCAUUCCGGAUCCCACUCCGAUCUCGCAUAUGCCAGUAUCGUCACGCUGCGGAGCGAGGAAGGCAUCAUCUCUGGCUAUGUAUCCGGCAAAACAGUCUACAUCUCUCGCAUCGAUAAGUUUUUCGCGAGUUUUGUCCCUGAAGGACUCUUGAUCCUGCUCAGGAAUUAUGAUCGCCCCGGGAAGAUUGGGGGUGUGGGCGGGAUUUUGGGCAGACAUGGGAUUAAUGUGCGGUUUAUGAGUGUAGCGGCGCUCGAGGAUGCGGGGAGGGGGGAGGGCGAGGAUGAGGCGUUGAUGAUACUUGGGGUUGAGGGGAAUGUGGGGAGGGAGGUGGAGGGGGAACUUAGGGGUGAGGGGGGGAUUUUGGAUGUUAGUGUUGUUAGGCUUUGA